This is a messenger RNA of Microthlaspi erraticum, 888 nucleotides long. Lineage: Eukaryota; Viridiplantae; Streptophyta; Magnoliopsida; Brassicales; Brassicaceae. The record is from the annotation of a GenBank genome assembly.
AUGCUAGUGGACAUGCUUGAGUUUGCUCGCACGACGCCUCGUCCCGAUAAUGUGAAUAUACUCAUCGCUUCAAAAGACAUUCCGGAUCAAGACACUGAGUUGUUCGAUGUAACGGAGGCUUUGAGAAUGAGAGGUUGCAGGGUCUUCUUUGUGGUGCCCGAUGACUCCUCGUUUCCACCUGGAGAUUCUGCAAGCUUUGUGUGGCGUUGGAAUGUUCUGCUUGAUGGAGGUUCCCCGACCGUAACCAAUACGGAUAAGGUUUCACAAGGUGCCCUGAAGGCAGUUGGUAGGACAGGCGUGUUCUGGGACGUGGAUGAUUUCCCAUUCCCCCAAUUAGGUCGCGGAAUUCGUGAGAUUGUCGAGUCUACUUUUAAGAAACAGUGUAACGAGACUGAGGUGUCAAUCAGGGUUUAUGGUGGGGAGCAUCAGUUCACGACUGAAUUUGCCGACAUGCAUAGAUCCACCUUCGUAAAGACAAGUGAUAAAUACUCGAGACUUAACAAGAUGUUAGUAAACAUUGGUUUUUGGGUUUUGGACGUUCCGAAAGGUUGUCCUCUCCCAAGAAACGUGGUGGUAGUGGCCAAAAACAUCAAGGAGAAGACUGAGUAUGUCCGUUAUCUUGAAAGUCUGAAUUCAGUAAAUUUCAGUGUUUUCGUAGUUGUCCCUGAUGAUGUCAAACCAGAAGAAGUCAAUAUUCCUUGUGUAAAGAAGGCAUGGUAUUGGAAAGACGUACAAGUCUUAGGAAAGCCUAUCCCCAAUGCCGAAUAUCGAACCCUUUUAGCUCGUGGAGAACGCAAUGAGAUACUCUUCAAUCCCGAUGAUUGUGGUGAAGUUGCCGAUGAUCCUGGUGAAGAUGACGAAGCUUUUCAUCAGUGUAUCCACUACUAG